This is a messenger RNA of Schizophyllum commune H4-8, 447 nucleotides long. RefSeq lists its product as uncharacterized. The coding region runs from base 1 to 447 and encodes 148 amino acids. The transcript is spliced from 4 exons. The record is from RefSeq and is a predicted model, not a curated record. NCBI's taxonomy places the organism in Eukaryota, Fungi, Basidiomycota, Agaricomycetes, Agaricales, Schizophyllaceae.
AUGAACGAGAUCUCUUCCCCAACCCUGACCCAGGAAGAGGAGUACGUAUGGGUAGAGGACUUGCGUCUUCCUAUGCCGACAGGAUACGCCGUCCUUGCUAAAGGCUAUGUAACCAAGCUGGGUGAAGACUGCUUUGUGAUGACGGGAGAGGGGGGUUGCGACAUUGUCUUCUACUAUCAAUUUAACAAGCAGUCUGACUUAAGGAUGGAUCAUCUUGUAGAGCAAGUCUACGUUCUUGGGAUCGUAUCUGGGGAGUAUAGCGUGCAAGUGGUGUGUUUGGAGAAACUGAUCUGGCGAAGUCGAGCGAUUGAAGCUGAAGUUGAGGAGGAGCAUUGGUUUCGGGAGUGGUUAGAUAAGUCACGAGGCAUCAAGGACUGGAUCGACGAAUGCAAUCGGUGUGCUGAGCACUGGAUUGACGAAUGCAAUCGGGGUGUCGGGCGUGACUAG